This is a messenger RNA of Tigriopus californicus, 1459 nucleotides long. RefSeq names its product cysteine and histidine-rich domain-containing protein morgana-like (gene mora). The record is from RefSeq and is a predicted model, not a curated record. The transcript has 5 exons. Lineage: Eukaryota; Metazoa; Arthropoda; Copepoda; Harpacticoida; Harpacticidae. Bases 240 to 1379 code for a protein of 379 amino acids.
GAUCGAGUGAGGCUUGAAAGCCGUGCGUGCAUGGGUGCCUGUUCUGUGGUUGCCAGUAGUUGGGUUUCCACGAUCCCACCUCAGCCGAGUUAUUAUUAGCAACAGCUCCAUUGGCCUCCUGUGGCCUCCCUCCUGUGGCCUCCGCUGAGACACACAUCGAUUGGAUUUCGAGUCAUUCUACACCCGUCUGCGGUUCGGGUUGGACCCCAUCGGAUUGGGGUUUAUCUUGGGACUUGACCAUGUCUCAAGCGAGCGAUUUGGCCGGUGGCGGCGGCCUCCUGUGCUACAAUCGAGGCUGUGGCCAGACCUUUGAUCCCCAAAACAACCCCGACGAGGGUUGCCGGUAUCAUCCGGGCGCUCCUUUCUUUCACGAUGCUUACAAAGGCUGGACUUGUUGCGAUAAAAAAGCCACGGACUUCACUGAAUUUCUCAACUUCCCGGGAUGCACCCAAGGACAGCAUUCUCGUGUCAAGCCCGAAGAACCCGCCAAUAUCACGGGUGACGUGAACAAUCCAUUAAAUAAGUCGGAUGAGCCCGUGUUAGCCCAUCCGCCGCCAAUAGUCCAACGGAUGGCCCGACCCAAAGCGGGUGAACUUUCCUCUAGUAUCCGCCUAAAACCCACGUCGAUCGCACCUGGGCUUUUAACGGUCACCUCAACGGCUAAUGAUAAGCCCGGGGCCAAGUCAAGUGCGGAUACUCCCAUCGCCGUGGGCGAGGCGUGCAAAAACGGAGGUUGCCAAAAACGAUAUACGGAUGGACCGGAAGACUUGGAAACCUGCCAAUAUCACCCGGGUAGUCCCAUCUUCCACGAGGGACUGAAGUUUUGGUCAUGUUGCCAACGUCGAACUUCGGACUUCACGGCCUUUCUCAAUCAAGUUGGAUGCGAGUCCGGCCAGCAUUGUUGGCGAAAACCGACGGUCGGCUCGGAGGCCUCGGUCGAUUGUCGUUUUGAUUGGCACCAAACCGCGACCAAAGUGACUGUUGCUAUCUAUGCGAAGAAGUACGACCCUCGGAUUUCUUUCGUUGAAGUAGGUCCGAUUCACUUGCGAGCGCAUGUCUUCUUCCCUGCGGAGGACGCGGCCUUCGAUCUCGACGUUGAAUUGCAUGGGAUUGUCGAUGUGGAGCAGAGCUGUUACAGCAUGAUGGGAACGAAAAUUGAAAUUCAUUUGGUGAAGGCUGAACCGGGCUCUUGGACCAACCUCGAUAUCCCAAAACGAAGCGACCCCUUGGCCCUUGCCAAUAUAAGUGAUGAACCAACGCUUGAGUCGAAUAUGGAGCAAGUGGACGCUCUCGAUCUCGACGAUUUGGACCUGACACCCAAUGCUCUCAAGCUAUCCACAGAAGCUUCCAAUGGUCGAAUUCGGAACGAUAUCGUCUAGCACAUUGUGUGUGUCUCUGCGUGUGAAUGCGCAAUCAUUAUUUUUCGGUCAUACCAAAUAAACCCGAUUUUGUCAACAAA